Molecule: messenger RNA, 1542 nt
Organism: Debaryomyces fabryi
Lineage: Eukaryota; Fungi; Ascomycota; Pichiomycetes; Serinales; Debaryomycetaceae
Product: mRNA splicing protein
Exons: 1
Coding region: 1-1542 (513 amino acids)
Biological process (GO): protein deubiquitination; spliceosomal complex assembly; mRNA processing
Molecular function (GO): cysteine-type deubiquitinase activity; zinc ion binding
Source: RefSeq, a predicted model, not a curated record
AUGUCUACUAUAGAGGACUAUGAAACCGAUAGACCCAUAAAAAAGCAAAGGACUGACAAUAAACCUGAAAUUGAUAGUUCUGACGAUGAAGAGUUGCCUCAAUACCUUUUACAGAAUUCACAGCCGCAUGAUGAAUCUGGCUAUGAUGAUGGAUUUUGUUUAGAUACAGUUAAUAGACAUUUGCUAGACUUUGAUUUUGAGAAAGUUUGUCUGAUAUCCUUAUCGAAUGUCAAUGUAUAUUGUUGCUUAGUUUGCGGCAAAUUUUUUCAAGGCCGUUCGAAAUCAUCUCAUGCCUAUUUGCACUCUGUGAAUGUUAAUCACAGAGUGUUUAUGAACUUGGAAACAGCUAAAACAUAUAUUUUACCUGAUAAUUAUGAAUUAACGUCACAAAAGGCAUUGAAAAAUUUACAGGACAUUAGGUUACUAUUGAAUCCCGUGUAUUCAAAUUCUGCAAUACAGGAUCUUCAUAAAAAAGUACAAAUUGGACACGAUUUGAAUCACAAGCCUUAUGUGAUUGGAUUUAUUGGACUCAAUAACAUCUCUGCCAAUGACUAUGCCAAUGUAAUAUUUCAAGUUUUAAGCCAUAUACCUCCAAUUAGAGAUUUUUAUCUUAACCUAACAUUUCCAGAGAAGACUGAUCUCAAUGAUCGAAUCAUAAGAAAAUCACAAUUGAAUAAUCUUUUUGGAUUAUUGGUGAGAAAAAUAUGGUCAAGUCAUUUGUUCAAAGGUCAUAUAUCCCCUCAUGAACUUUUACAAUAUAUUUCAGGUGCAUCUAAGAAGAAAUUCGGACUUGCUGAGCAGAAAUCACCCAAGGCAUUUAUGAUUUGGCUUUUGAACCAACUACAUAUUCAGCUAAUCAAAAGUACUAAGAGCACAUCUACUAUAUUUUCUAAAUCAUUACAGGGGCUGAUUAAAAUAUCUACUAUCCCAAUAACCACAACAACAAACGAGUUGACGAAAAAAGUAGAUUUUAAGGUUCAAGACAAAGAUAAGGUUACAAACAUACUGAAAUAUUGGGUGUUAUCAUUGGAUUUGCCAGGGAAUUCCUUAUUCCAAGGGACAUCAAAUCAAGGAGAACAUACAUCGCAAAUACCACAAGUCUCCAUUGAACUGCUUCUUGAGAAAUAUGAUGGAAAGACGACAGUGCAGGUUUCUCGCGCUGAAUUAAGAGUUUAUCAAUUAGUGAAACCAUUACCACCUUAUAUAAUGUUUCAUAUUGAUAGAGGUUUAGAUAAUGGCGAGGAAAAUUCUAGAGGUAAUCCGACUGUGGUAAAGUUCCCAUCGGUUAUAGAUAUGUCUCCAUAUGUGCUCGAUCAGGGAGAUGAACCAAUACGCUAUAAGCUCAUAUCUAGCAUUAAACAUGAAUUAAUACCAGGAAUUAAAUUAGAUCAUGGCGAUGAUAAACAUCAGUGGUCUGUUAAUUUAAUCAAAGACCAGAAAACAGAUCAAUGGGUUACAAUAAGAGAUUUAGAAGUUGAAAACUGCGAGAGCGAAUUGAUGUUUUUAGGUGAAAGCUAUAUACAAGUAUGGGAAAAAUGCUAA